UAAAAACCAUUCAGUACUUAUCCUCAUUAUCAUUUCAAGAACACACAAUAAUAAUAAGUGCGUAACUGAAAACAUUAAUUGAUCAGAGCUAAACCGGAUCUCAAAGAAAAAAAAAAUGGCCGAGGAAGUGAUUCUUCUUGAUUACUGGCCAAGCAUGUUCGGGAUGAGGACGAAGAUGGCUCUGGCUGAGAAAGGAGUGACUUAUGAGUACAAGGAGACAGAUCCAUGGGUUAAGACUCCUUUGCUCAUCGAGAUGAAUCCGAUUCACAAGAAGAUUCCGGUUCUCAUCCACAAGGGUAAACCGAUCUGUGAAUCUCUUAUCCAGCUCGAGUACAUCGACGAGGUUUGGUCCGAUUCUUACCCAAUGCUCCCCUCUGAUCCUUACCAGAAAGCUCAAGCUAGAUUCUGGGGAGAUUUCAUCGACAAAAAGUUUUACGACCCAUCAUGGAAGGUAUGGGGAACAAAGGGAGAAGAACAGGUUGCAGCCAAGAAAGAAUUGCUCGAACAUUUCAAGACACUUGAGACAGAGCUCGGAGACAAACCUUACUACGGUGGUGAAGUGUUCGGAUACGUAGACAUUGCAUUAAUGGGCUAUUACAGCUGGUUCAUAGCCAUGGAGAAAUUUGGUGAUUUCAGUAUCGAAACAGAGUUCCCGGUAUUGACUCAGUGGACCAAGAGGUGUUUAGCGAGAGAGAGUGUUGUCAAGGCACUGGCUGAUCCUGAUAAGAUUAUCGAGUAUGCUAAUAUCCUCAGGAAGAAGUUUGGAGCCGAGUAAGAUCUUUUUAUGUUGCCUAAAUUUGUCAUCUGAACCACAUACACACAAAAAGAUGGUUCGGUAUCAAGAAGACUCUGCUUUGUUCUGUUUUUAUCUGUGUUUUCUUCUGUUUGUUUUGUGUACUUUCUAAUAUUGUAAUACACAUUUUUUUUGUUUUGUUUUACGCUCAAUAUGAAUAUCCCGAAUUGUUUGUAAUCGAAUUUAGAAGACCGACUUGAAAAUCUGGAAAGAGUUUUACU
Molecule: messenger RNA, 1014 nt
Organism: Eutrema salsugineum
Lineage: Eukaryota; Viridiplantae; Streptophyta; Magnoliopsida; Brassicales; Brassicaceae
Product: glutathione S-transferase U26
Exons: 2
Coding region: 116-775 (219 amino acids)
Biological process (GO): glutathione metabolic process
Cellular component (GO): cytoplasm
Molecular function (GO): glutathione transferase activity
Source: RefSeq, a predicted model, not a curated record